Messenger RNA from Rhipicephalus sanguineus (brown dog tick), 2879 nucleotides. RefSeq names its product alpha-(1,3)-fucosyltransferase 10 (gene FucTB). The transcript has 6 exons. The record is from RefSeq and is a predicted model, not a curated record. Gene Ontology annotation, cellular component: membrane. Bases 34 to 1431 code for a protein of 465 amino acids. Gene Ontology annotation, molecular function: alpha-(1->3)-fucosyltransferase activity. NCBI's taxonomy places the organism in Eukaryota, Metazoa, Arthropoda, Arachnida, Ixodida, Ixodidae.
UACAGACGGCUGCGAGCGCACGCUUGUCAAGAAAUGGUGGCUGCCUGCGCAGCCGACAAGUUCAGAUCGAGGCGGUUUUUACUUCGCACUUCACUCAUUUUACUGACCCUCCUUUUAUUUUCAUGCGGUAUCUGUUACUUCCUAAUAUCGAACGCUGAGAAUGACCCGCUCCUCUACGGCCACUACCGAAGCGAUCACAGUCAUUACACGGGAGCACCAGGAAAUGUUUCUGAUCCGAUCAUCCUCUGGUGGACACCAUUCACUAAGCAAGCUGGUCAUACGAAGUCAUGUGGCAAAGACAGGUGCUUCUUCACGGAAGACCGGGCAUUUUUCAACCAUACGAACUUGCAAGCGGUGAUGUUUUAUGGAAGUGAGUUUGCAAUAGGGGACCUCCCUUUGCCAAGAAAAAAAACUCAUGAUUGGGCUCUGCUUCAUGAAGAAUCGCCAAAGAACAACUUCAUUUUCUGCAUGCCAAAUAUUCUUGGCUGGUUCAAUCAUACUUCGACAUUCCGAAGGAACUCUGACCUUCCCCUAACUCUGCAAUAUCUUAACUAUAUUGCUGACCUCACAAGCAAGGAGUUUUUUGUCGAGACGACCUCCAAGACAAGAGCUCAGACCAACCAGUCACUGAUUGCCUACGUUCAAUCGGAUUGCAACACACCAAUUGAACGUGAUGCUUUUGUCUCUGAACUAAUGAAUUACAUAAGCAUCGACUCUUACGGAAAGUGCAUCCACAACAAAGACCUUCCAAAGGAGCUGGUCAAUGCAAUGGAUGCUAUGGACAACAAAGCCUUUUGGCACCUUCUUGCAAACUACAAGUUUCACAUUUCCAUUGAAAACUAUGCCUGUGAGGACUACAUCACUGAGAAACUGUGGCGGCCACUAAUUGUUGGGUCAGUGCCUAUUUAUUUUGGGUCGCCAUCAGUUGUUGAUUGGUUACCUAAUUACGCUGAGAGCGCCAUUCUUGUUGCUAACUACAGUGGCCCUGAAAAACUGGCACAGGCAAUCAAGCAAAUAGAUGGUAAUAACAUGCUUUACGAAAGUUUUUUAAGUCACAAAAUACAUGGCAGGGUCACUAACAAGGCUCUUUUAAGUGCCAUGAAGAACCGUAGGUGGGGCGUGAAUGACCCUAAAAGACCGAGCUUUGUGGAAGAAUUUGAGUGCCUCGUUUGCUCAAGGAUUUGGAGUAGGCUUAAGAACCCAGGUACUGUGAGUUUCAUUGCCAAUGCUAGCCACUAUAGCUGUGACAUGCCUCAUGCCAUGCUAAGGAGACAGACUGCAAGUUUCUGGAAGGAUUUGUACAGGCAAGCCAAGACCGAGGCAAAGGUUCUUGAGGACCUACUUCUGGCAAACAUGGCCUUUGGUGAGCAGGAUGUUCAAAACAAGAUUCUGAGCUUACUACAGGCACGGACGUCACAUCUAAUGAAUUGAUCUUGUUGCAUUGAUACUUAGUGACACGUCAACAUACGUGCCAUGCAUUAAUAUAUUAACCUUAUAAAAGUGCAUUAGCUCACGCUUUCUCUCCGUACAUGUGUUAUUGGAAGGAGUGGCAAAACAAUGGGCACCGGUUGUUUAAGGAUAGAAGAUGAGCUGAGCUUUCAAGUGUAUACUUAGCAAAAAAAAAAUACUAAUAAUAAGACUGGCUUGUCUAGCACUUUUCUUUGCAGGCCUGAAGUUGAUUUGAGCUUCUCUGUUGCUCCGCAUUUCUUCCAUAUGGCGCGUGUGUAUUUUGUGCUUGUAUAUAGCUUCACACCACAAAAGGAGCUUUUGAAACCCUCUGUUUCAAAAUGGCAUCUUGUGUGACUCGAGUGCACACUUUCGAUCAUGCUGAAAGGAAAACAAACCUUGCUGACUUUUGAGAGUUCAGCUUGUACGACUGUGAUUUUUAACUGAUCCCAGACAACAGUGGUGAGCUCACUUGUCAGCAGUGAACCCCACGUCUAUUGCAGUGUAACAAAAUUAUUUUAAUAGUUUUCAUUUUUUAAUAGAUAACUUUACAUAAAAACUUUUUUUUUGUAAAAUUCACCUUUCUGACAUGUUCUCCAUAUUCUUGCUUGAUAUGGUUGCCAUGCUGUAUCAACUGCCUUUUUUUAAAAAAGCCAUCUUUUUGCAAGUUUUUUAAUGUCUUUUUUUUACAGUCCUUAAAGAGUAAGGCACCUAAUUAUAAAAAUUCAGUAAAUACCAUUAUGACUUUACAUUAUGUAUCAGCAUGGAUAGCCUUUUCACAGUUGUCACCAUGUAGCUGUGUGCUAUGGAACCUCCUCCUUAAUUAGUUACAUAUGCUUGUACUUAUUCAUGACUUUAUAAAGAAUGAUUGAUUUGUGUACAGCACUGGUCUCAAUAUUGUGAGCAUGCACUGCUUCUUAAGUAGUUGUUUCUUAUUCUUGCUGUUCAUCCAGCAGUGUCAGUGGUUUUAACAAAACGGUGACAGCCAAGCUUGUCUAUCACUGAUUGCCAUCUGUUUCUGUACACUAUCUGGUUCUAUGCAGUGGAUAAUCAAGACUUAGAAAAUGCUUAAAGACGCACUGAGUGCUUGUAUAAUUGCCAACCUAUUCCAGACUGCUAGAAAACUGUGCCAGCGACAUUGGAUGGCUCAUUACUAUUUUCCAACUGUGAUGAUUCCAUCACUGAGAACAUUUACCUUCUGUAGCUUGGGAAUCCACUGGGGAGUUUUAUGAACCUCCAAAAGUUGCCCUGGAUUUGGGGCCCGAUAUUGUCAUAAUAAUUUUAUUUGCCUUCUUUUUAUCGUCUUUCGUGUGAAGUUGCCAAACCAAGUGAUAGGUAGGGCAUGAUGGCAUCUGAGACAAGAUCAAGAGUGAAACAUCAAAAUGAAAUGUAUUGUUUUGAAAUAAAACCCUCAGCUGUUUUGUUUUCAUGAA